ACCAAACACAUGUUUCCUCAUAGAAAGAAAGAAACAACGUUGUCGUUUUAGACAAACAUCACCUCCUUAUUUCUAGGUCCGAGGUACAAGGAAACAAAGAGGGUUUAGAUUCAUUGCGUCUAAUCUAUUUCCCUCUCCGCGUAUCAUUUUCUAAAGGGUUUCAAUUUCAGGUACCAUAUCAAGCUCCAUUUUCAAUUCCAGGUUGUCCCUUUAUUAGUUAUGGCAGUGAAGCCGACAGUUGCAUUAAGAGCAAUCCUUGUUGGAGGCAUAGCGGCAUUUGCUAAAGUAGCAGGUGUGAUGAAGGCUGCAGGUGGCGUAAAGGUUGGUGCGGCUGCAGCUGCCAUGACAGCAGCAGCAACUGCAGCUAUGGCUGGUUCAAAACAAGAGCAAAAUGAUGCUUCUCAACAGCCCACAAAAUAACUGUCUUUUGGAAAGUUUAUGUAGCAUAGUUCAAUACCCGGUUAGUUAAAUUUAGUUAAAUAAACCGAAGGAUAAGAGGCCAUAUGCAAAUUUUAGUUUUUACAGAUGAGAAUGUAUUAACCUCUGGAAGUCUUUAGUGUAUGAUUUCAUUACAUUUGUAAAAUUCCUGAAAUUUUAGAUGGAAGUUGUGUAUUUUUGAGACUAACUCCAAUUGAGUUGUUUGACUAUUAUUGAUAAAACUAUUUAUCUGAUAA
Messenger RNA from Vicia villosa (hairy vetch), 674 nucleotides. RefSeq lists its product as uncharacterized. Lineage: Eukaryota; Viridiplantae; Streptophyta; Magnoliopsida; Fabales; Fabaceae. The transcript has 2 exons. The record is from RefSeq and is a predicted model, not a curated record. Bases 220 to 420 code for a protein of 66 amino acids.